CACGAGUGAAGAACUUGCGGUUGAGUUGAACUGUGAAACUGUCGAAAUGAUCGACAGUGAUGACAUGAACAUCGAUAACUCAUUCAUCAUAGUUAAAAGUUCUGACCACCAUGGGGUUCUAGAUGGUUCCCUCAACAUUAACAAUAGUGAUGAUGGUGUCGGUAGCUUUUCUGGCAACAAUGAUGCUUACCAUGAUGAAGAGGUGCAUCUGAAUGGAGAUUUCAAUGAGAAACAAAAUCUCGCAAAUACCUUGCUCUCCAACUUUGUGUCGGCCAGUAACAACGAAGUUCUAGACUUCCUGACAGCUGGCAAUGUUGUGUUCUCCACUAAUGGAGAGAUCAAGGUGGAGAUUCCCGACAUGGUUGAUGGUUUUCCAGACGACGGUUGUUUCGUGAAGGGAUCGACGUCAGAUGACAUCAACGGCAUGAACGCUGCAUCCUCAGCGGCAACAACAACUUCCUCGUUGACCUUAUCAACGGCUGCCAUAGUUAACAAUUCAUCACUGACAUUAAACAGUAGCGAUGUCGACGUGGAUGUCUGCAACGACGAUGACCACCUCAUUGUCCAGUGUAUGGACAUCACUGAGCCGCUGAGUACUCUGAGGAGGCUUCUGGAAGAGAGAUUUGUUGCCGAUUACUCUGCCUACGAGCUCUGGCUGCAGGAUUCAGUACAGUUGGACCCGAGCAAGAACUUAGUUAGUCAGUGUCUUGAAGGUACUGGAACUGUUCAGAUCAAUGUGGAAUUCAAGGUUGGCUAUCCAAGGAUAAACAUCCUAGACGUCUUGAAGCCGGUCGAAGAUGACGAUGAAGAUGACGUCGAGGAAGAUGACAAUGACGGCGGCAGUAACAUGACCAGUGUCACAAAGUGGAUUGUCGAUCCGUGGUUCUGUAACGAACAGAUCAAGCAUAAGAUUCCAAAGGACCCAGCAGAAUGGUCGACAGCCCAUAUAAAACACUGGCUUCGAUGGGCAAUACGACGAUUCAAGUUAAAAAGUGUAGCAACGCUAAUUGUCGAGAAUAUGUCCGGGGCCCAGUUAGUGAAUUUGAGUCACUCCGACUUCACUAAGAUCUUCCCCAACGACGUGGGUGACGUUUUCUGGACUCACCUUGAACUUCUCAGAAGAUGCAAAUUUGUCGUUACAUUUAACAGCAUUGAAACUACGAUGCGUGCACACACACACACACACACGCGCGCACGCACAAUUAUAGCUGUGAUGCAGAGCCCAACUGCAAAUGAUGAAAGUAACAACGGCCAGAUCCAGUUAUGGCAGUUUCUGUUGGAGUUACUAACGGACAAGAGCUACAGAGAAGUUAUACAAUGGGCUGGAGAUGACGGUGAAUUCAGACUGAUCAACCCUGAGUACGUGGCUCAGUUAUGGGGACAGCGAAAGAGCAAGGCAAAUAUGAAUUACGAGAAACUAUCAAGGGCCCUUAGAUACUAUUACGACGGAGAUAUGAUAGCAAAGGUACACGGCAAGAGAUUUGUGUACAAAUUCGUAUGCGAUCUCAAGACCUUGCUUGGUUAUUCAGCUUUGGAAUUAAAUCAACUUGUCCUAGAAUGUGCCAACAAUAGUCUCAACAUCAACAACAACACAGAUGAUAACACUAACAACAACAACAUCAGUAUCAGUAACAACGACGACGACUACACUAAAAUUACUGCCAUUACUAACAACAGUAACAAUGGUAGUAGUAAAUGUAAUAGUAGUAGCAAUAGGAACAAUUCUAAUGUAGUGUUGAGCGUAAAGAAGAAAAAUUUAAUUGCUAUGCCUAUUAAAUUUUCUUGAUAUAUUUUGUAUGUAUGUAUGUAUGUGUUUCCAGGUGUGUGUAUGUGCGUAUGCUGGCGUAUGUAUGUGUGUGUGUUUGCGUUUUUCAGUUUUGUUUCUGUUUCAUUACCUUUAUGACAUUUUUGUUUAUAAAUUGUACAGAUAAUGAUGAUGAUGAACAGCAUUCAUCCUGUUGUGUUUCGUGUUUUCUUCAAAAAGACAUUCGCACGUUUCUUUGUUACAUUUUCUUAAGCCAUCGUUAACCAACUACUGUUACUGACCGUUAUUACUUUUGUUAUUAAAAUUACUAAUGUUAAUACUACUACUACUACUGUACACUUUAAUUAUUACAAUUGGUAAUGUUUGGUUUUGUUCGUUUGUAUCAAUCUAUUGCUUUUUUUUAAUUCGUAUAUAUAUCUGUAUGAAAAUAGUUCUAUUAAGUUUGUAUUUAACAAAAUGACUGCACUAAAUUUAUUUAUUUGUGUGCGUACGGAUGUAGGUAUGUUUGUAAAUGAAUGUUUGUAUGUAUUGUUGUAUAUGUAUAUAUUUUGUAUUCGCAUGUACGUUUAUGGAUCAUGGUAUUUAUUUUUAUUAUGUGCCUUAUAAUUGUGAAUCCGAAUGCUAUAAUUUUUUGUAAUUCGUGAGAUAUGAUUGUAAUUGUCGUCAUUUCUUCCUCUCCCUC
This is a messenger RNA of Helobdella robusta, 2447 nucleotides long. RefSeq lists its product as hypothetical. Gene Ontology annotation, cellular component: nucleus. Gene Ontology annotation, molecular function: DNA-binding transcription factor activity, RNA polymerase II-specific; sequence-specific DNA binding. The transcript is spliced from 11 exons. Gene Ontology annotation, biological process: cell differentiation; regulation of transcription by RNA polymerase II. The record is from RefSeq and is a predicted model, not a curated record. The coding region runs from base 47 to 1786 and encodes 579 amino acids. Lineage: Eukaryota; Metazoa; Annelida; Clitellata; Rhynchobdellida; Glossiphoniidae.